Molecule: messenger RNA, 1622 nt
Organism: Melanotaenia boesemani (Boeseman's rainbowfish)
Lineage: Eukaryota; Metazoa; Chordata; Actinopteri; Atheriniformes; Melanotaeniidae
Product: 3-keto-steroid reductase/17-beta-hydroxysteroid dehydrogenase 7-like
Exons: 9
Coding region: 123-1160 (345 amino acids)
Biological process (GO): cholesterol biosynthetic process
Cellular component (GO): endoplasmic reticulum membrane
Molecular function (GO): 5-alpha-androstane-3-beta,17-beta-diol dehydrogenase (NADP+) activity; estradiol 17-beta-dehydrogenase [NAD(P)+] activity; 3-beta-hydroxysteroid 3-dehydrogenase (NADP+) activity
Source: RefSeq, a predicted model, not a curated record
UCUCUCCGUUGAGGUCGCGCGAUGGGCCGUCCGGCUGCGGUUAGAGAGACUUCAAAGCGGGUCCAAAUUCAUUACGACUUUUUAACUUUUCGUUUUUGUUUUUAAUCUACAACCGCUCAGAUAUGGAGAAAGUUGUCAUUGUAACUGGCGCGAACAGUGGCAUCGGCCUGGCCUUGUGUGAGAGACUGCUGACUGAGGACAGUCAGCUACGACUGUGUCUGGCCUGCAGAAACAUGCAGCGGGCUGAAGCUGCCCGCUCUGCCCUCCUGACCUCUCACACCACCGCCCAGGUCGAGCUAUUGCACCUCGAUGUUGGCUCUGUGCAGUCAGUGCUCAGCGCUGCUGAGGAAGUCAAGACCAGGUACAGCAGAAUUGACUUUUUGUAUCUAAAUGCAGGAAUUAUGCCUAAUCCAGCAGUGGACAUUGGAGCAUUUUUUAAAGGUCUCUUUUCCAGAAAUGCCGUCAACAUGUUUGCAACAGCAGAGGGGCUCCUAACUCAGCAGGACCGUCUCACCUCAGAUGGCCUGCAGGAAGUUUUUACCACUAACCUUUUUGGCCAUUUUCUUCUGAUCAGAGAGUUGGAGCCUCUGCUGUGUCAACCUGGUCACACAUCCAGGAUAGUGUGGACAUCCUCGAGUAACGCCAGUCGCUCUGCCUUCAGCAUUCAGGACAUUCAGCACAGGAAUGGGAAGGAGUCGUACAGCUCAUCCAAAUACGCUUCAGACAUGCUCAGUGUGGCGCUCAACAGACACAAGAACAGCCAGGGGCUGUUCUCCUCUGUAACAUGUCCAGGACUGGUGAUGACUAAUUUGACCUAUGGCAUCCUCCCCUCCUUCUUCUGGACGCUGAUCAUGCCCGUCAUGUGGAUGAUAAGGAUGUUCACCAACACUUUCACUCUGACACCUAACAACGGAGCGGAGGCUCUACAUUGGCUUUUUCUUCAGAAGCCUGAAUCUCUGGAUCCAAGAGCAAAGUAUCACAGUUUAACGUCAGGCCUUGGAACAAACUUCACCCAACCUCGACAAAUGGACAUUGACGAUGAAAUGUCCGAAGAGUUGUUUUUAAAACUUCUCGAACUGGAGAAAGCUGUUAGAAGGAAAGUAAAUGAGAGAAACGCUGAAAGCAAAGCUUAUCAGCGGUACCUCAGUGAGAUAGAGUAGCGGUGCGUCUUUGCUCUCUUGAAAUGGACUGUGUGCAGUUUGAACUAAUAUUGCUGUUUUAUGCUACGCAUUAUUACCUGAUAAACCACCAAAUAAAGUGCUUCCUGUAACGGUAUUUCCUCUAACUCAACCAAGGUGUCAACCAGGCCUGUUGCAGUUAAAUCAUGUUGCACAGAUCAAAUCUUCUUGCUUCAGUUUGUUGAAAAUGACAAAUCUCAUAUUUCAACAUUGUUUUGCACCACCUAUAAGAGUGAAUUAAAACAGGCAGAAAGAUGUACAAUCUUUUAUCUUCAAUAAAUAAUAUUUAUGAUAUAAUAGUGGGACAAAAACUUGUUGACGUUAUUAGUAUGACAGUUAAUUACAUCAUUGUUUAUGCCUUAAUUAAGAGACUGAGGUGAUUGUUUGGUAAAUAUAUUGUAUUGAAUAAAAGUAGUUGAUUAAAAAAAAAAAGUUGGAUAGUUU